GCGAGCCGGAACUACAUUUCCCAAGGGGCCUGGCGGCGGCGGCGGCGGCGGACGACAGACGACGGACGACGGUGCGAAGCGACGUCCCCCGGAAGUGGAGCCCCGGGACUUCCACUCGUGCGUGAGGGCGAGCGGAGCCGGAGACGAGAAAGAGAGAGAGGGAGAGAGAGGGAGAGAGAGAGAGGGAGAGAGAGAGCGCGCGCGAGCGAGCGAGCGAGCAGAGAGGCCGAAGUCGGAUCUGACAAGAUGGCCGGGCUGCCCCGCAGGAUCAUCAAGGAAACCCAGCGUUUGCUGGCCGAACCUGUUCCUGGUAUUAAAGCAGAACCAGAUGAGAGCAACGCCCGCUAUUUUCAUGUGGUCAUUGCUGGCCCUCAGGAUUCCCCCUUUGAGGGAGGGACUUUUAAACUUGAACUAUUUCUUCCGGAAGAAUACCCAAUGGCAGCCCCUAAAGUACGUUUCAUGACCAAAAUUUAUCAUCCUAAUGUAGACAAGUUGGGAAGAAUAUGUUUAGAUAUUUUGAAAGAUAAAUGGUCCCCAGCACUGCAGAUCCGCACAGUUCUGCUAUCGAUCCAGGCUUUGUUAAGUGCUCCCAACCCAGACGAUCCACUAGCAAAUGACGUAGCGGAGCAGUGGAAGACGAACGAAGCCCAAGCCAUAGAGACAGCUAGAGCAUGGACUAGGCUAUAUGCCAUGAAUAAUAUUUAAAUGGAUCUGAUCAUCACAUGUGCAUCACUUCUCCUGUUCUGCCAAGACUUCUUCGGUUUUUUUUUUUUUUUUUUUUUUUUUUUUUUUUUUGCAUUUAAUGGACAGUCUUAGACACAUUACAAAAUAAAAAAAAGCCCAGAUAUCUUCAGUCCUUUGGUGAUUAAAUACACAUUAGCAAAUCUGUGUCUUGUCCUGAUUCACUGUUAAGCAUGAACAGAGGCUAGAAGCAUCACCUGGAUUGUUGCGAAACGUUUAAGAGCAGUGGUCCCUCUCUGCUUUUACUCAUUUCCCCAUCAUGGUUUAAGUAUAAGGCACUGUGAAUGAAGGUAGUCGUCAGGGUUAGCUGCAGGGGGUGUUUUUUUAUUUUUAUUUUUUCCUUUGAGGAGGGAUGUUUUAUAUUUUACAGGCUCCUUCCUCCUACUUUAUGGUAAUCUAAUUGCAUUGGUUAAAGCAGCUACCCAGUUCUUUAGAAUAUGCUCUCUAGCCAAGUCUAACUUUUCUUUAGACACUGUAGAUGGACAAGCUUUAUUGUUUGAACCAAAAUGGGAACAUUAAGCAAACAUCACAGCCCUCACUAAUAACAUUGUGACUUUGCUGUCAAGUGUAGAAUCCUCCCUUCAAGAAAAAGCUUGUGACCAUUUUGUAUGGCUUGUCUGGGAACUUCUGUAAAUCCUUUAAGUUUUAGUAAAAUAUUUUUUGUUAUUCUA
Molecule: messenger RNA, 1412 nt
Organism: Erinaceus europaeus (western European hedgehog)
Lineage: Eukaryota; Metazoa; Chordata; Mammalia; Eulipotyphla; Erinaceidae
Gene: UBE2N
Product: ubiquitin conjugating enzyme E2 N
Exons: 4
Coding region: 247-705 (152 amino acids)
Source: RefSeq, a predicted model, not a curated record